AUGUCCUCCCCUAUUCCCCCAGAUCCUUAUGCAACUCUGGGAGUCUCCAAAGAUGCCGACCAUUCGGCUAUUCGCACCGCACAUCGAAAACUUGUUCUCAAAUGCCACCCCGACCGGAUUAAGGAUGAAACUCUCAGAGAAAAGGGUAAAGAUGAAUUCCAGAAGAUUCAGCAGGCCUAUGAGAUCCUUAGCGAUCCUGUUCGGCGCUCCCGGUACGACGACCAGGUCAAACUGGCAGAGCUUCGAAAAGAAGCCAUGGCUAGAGGACCGCCACCGACCAACACUGCCACGGCCACACGGGUAUACCCCAUGAGACCCGCCCCUCAACCUUCGCCCACUGCGACCCGAGAGUACCGUGAGGACGGCAAUUUCUACGAGGAGGUCCGAGCACCCAAAAACACGCCUGCAUACGACUACCGCGACCCUUACGAAGAAACUCCCCGCACAACCUCUAGAAAACAUCCCGAAUAUGAGAAGAGAGCUCCGCCGCCCUCGAAGACCAACGAGAAAUCCAAGAAGGCUUCCAGCACGUGGGCGGGGAUGAUGACUGCCGCUGCCGCCGCCUCAAAAUUGAAGGCUCAAGCAGAAAAAGCCAGAAGCAGCAAGGCAGAUGAAAAGAGAAGUGACAGAGAGAAGAAACGAGAGCGCAGCGAAAAGGUCCAAACAAGAAGGGCAGCCUAUGUGGAUGAUUCGGACAGCGAUUACGACUAUCCUGAAAUCAGACCGUCCUACAAGCCCUCCUCCCGUCCCAAAACAACCUCCCAUUUUGAAUCUUCGGAAAGCACACGCAGACCAUCACAUCCCGAGAAAUACCGAGACUGGGACGAGGAGAGCUUUGAUGAAAAAUGGGAAAGACAUCAUGAAGAGAGCAAGGCAUACAUGGCCAAAGCGAACAAUCGGCCCAGCUUGGAUCGGGUGGAGUCAGACGCCUACCACUACUGGGGCGGAGGAGAUUCCAGAGGCAGCGGUCGAAGAAGCGGCGGCAGCGAUAACGAAAGACGACCAACCUCGUCAAAAGGACGCCGCUCACAUCCAGAGGACUACUUUACGACGCCUCCUUUCUCCAAGUCGGCAUCCUCUCCAACCAAUCUACGCGCUCAUGUUGAGGAACGUGCUCCGAACAUUCGUGAUCGUGACCGCGAGCGAGACAGAGAGCGUGAGCGAAGAAUGCCUCCCAAUCUCCAUCGGUCCCAAACCACGCCUGUUCCAAAGGCCACUUCCAAAAUGGACACCGCUCCCCCCAAAGGUUCCAAUUUGAAGCACGGCGAGACUCAUAUGCAUGACUCGGGUUAUGGAAGCAGCUCCAGUCCCCACACCCCCGAAAUGAGGGAGGAAAGUCCUCCAAGAACUGUUAGAUCACGACAGACGUCGACCAGAUAUCAAAUUGUUGACCCAGAGCCCGAUGGUGAAGACCAAUACCGAAGUCCACGGGUCAAGGUUUACGAUGAUUACCAUGAUCGCCACCACCGAAGAUAUCACCACAGCCCAGAAUCUAUCGUCGGGGAACCAAAUCGAGAGUUUGACCGUCGCAAAGAGAAACCUGAGCGACCACGUGUCGAGACAAACUCUCGCUCGAAAUCUUCUCGUGGAACAUCAAUGGCGCAGGAAUACGUCACCUCUCCUGGUGUUCGAAGAGGCGAUUCGGGGCGUUUUGAAGACGGGGCUUCACCUCGCUCUCCGCGAGAGACACCACCCGUCUCUCGCAACAACAGCGGCCGUGAACGCGAAAAGUUGUAUGGAGAGAUGUCCCCCGAUGAACGAGAACCGUCGCGCUACGCUCGACGUUAUUCUGCAGACAAGAUUCACAUGGCUCCUCAUCGAGAGCCCCAGUAUGCUUCAUACCCGAGAGAUCCCAUGGACUACAGAAGCCAUGAACCGAGUUCGCGUUUCCGUGAACCUCGAGUGAGACGACCUUCGGUCAGCGUGGGAGGGUAUUAA
Messenger RNA from Rhinocladiella mackenziei CBS 650.93, 1938 nucleotides. RefSeq lists its product as uncharacterized. NCBI's taxonomy places the organism in Eukaryota, Fungi, Ascomycota, Eurotiomycetes, Chaetothyriales, Herpotrichiellaceae. The coding region runs from base 1 to 1938 and encodes 645 amino acids. The record is from RefSeq and is a predicted model, not a curated record. The transcript has a single exon.